AUGUCGAUGGAAGAUCCAUUCUUCGUUGUGAAGGGGUGAGAGGAACUGGGGGUGCCGGGACAUGGGGGGAGGAGGGGGUAUGAAUGGGUCUGCUUCACUAUUAUAUAGUAUGUUAUUAUUACACUAAUAUAGUAUGUUAUUAUAUAGUAUGUUAUUAUUACACUAAUAUAGUAUGUUAUUAUAUAGUAUGUUAUUAUUACACUAAUAUAGUAUGUUAUUAUAUAGUAUGUCAAUAUUACACUAAUAUAGUAUGUUAUAUUAUAGUAUGUUAUUAUAUAAUAUGUUAUCAUAUAUGUUAUUAUAUCAUCAUUCCUGCCAUGGCCUCGUGUAACUUCAAUACCCUAUCUGUGCAUCACCAUUCACAUAGAGAGGUCAAAAAGGCACCAUAUAGGACUACAACUCCCAUGGUGCACUGCUUUUCUACUAUAAGUGGGGGUCUACCUUCCAGCCGCUAUGGUAUGCAGUGAGCAUCCUGUGAGAUGUGCUCCACAACAGGCAUCAUGCAGGGUUGGAUUAUUGGAAAUUGGGGGAAGGACCCUCUUUGUGUAAUAAAGGGGGGAGGGGUGUUUACAUUUGGGAUAGGCGUGACAAUGGAGGUGGGGGUAGGGUUGAUGAUAUUUAGGGAGAACUAUUGUGUUUAUGGAGGCACAUGGGUGACCUGUUUAAUACCUUCAUAAUAAGAGUAGUUUUCCAUUUUUGCUUUGUCUAUGACUAUGUUAAUCUUCUAAGUGAUUUAGUGCACAGACACACGUUACAAGCUUUAUUAUUUUAAAUAAUACUUAGGGCUUUUAGCAUAGAAAAAAAGAAAACAUUAAAAAUGUACACCUUCAUCACAGUUAUUCCUGUUAUAGUUAGAUAACACCAGUGCAAGUUUGGGAUGUUUCACUAUUUUUGAUAGUUACACAUUAUAUACCAAAAAGAAAACUUUACUGUUUUAAGUUGAAACAUAUUCAACUUUUGAUAAGUCAUUCAUCUAAGUUUAACAGUGGUCGGCAAAUCUAAAAUUUCUUCUUAUCUAUUCAAGAUAUUUUUGAAAAUUGAUAUUCCAAUAUAUUUAUGGGUUUUUGACUCUUUUCAUGAAGCCAUUGCAUCACCAGUCUCUGCCAAAGUUAUAUAUUUUUUUUCAGGAUUAUUCACUAAAGUGAGUUUAAAAUUUAAAGCCAACAUAUUACAAAAAAAUGUCGCAGAGAAUUUCAAACAAUUCUCGUUUUAGUGAAUAGCCGUGUUUGGUUUUAACACAUGCAAACACAACAUUGCUUUGCAGGUUUAUACCAAAAUUUGUGUUCAUCAGGAGGACCCCAAGCACAGAAAUAUUCCUGAGGUUUAUCUCUGGUAUUUUUUGUGUGAAUAUGCCUUCGUUACCACUUGUUUCUGUUAAUUUUUGUAUGUCAAUUACUCGUUAAUAAAAAUAUCCCCAUUCUAUAAUUGUAAGGCACUGCAUAAUAUAUUGGUGCUACAUGCUAAUAACAAUAAAAAGUCAGGACCAGUGGGUUAUUGGGGCAAGAUGGGGGGAGGGAGGGCAUUUAAGUUUAGGCCAUAUUGAUGGGCUUUUAUAUAAACUCUAAGUUAACAUCCUUAUUAAAUCAGGUGGAAAAGAAGGGACUCUCCGAAUGCAGUCUCACACAGCAUUCCUUGUAUAGCAAGCAAUGUUGUCUGAGUACAAUCACAUGCUGAGUAAGUGGCUAAUACUGAUUGCUCUGGUCUCGGUCAGUAUCGGUGUUUACUUGGUGAUAGUAGCAUGCAUAUUUGUGAGCUACAAUCAUUAAAGUGUGACGACUUAUGAAAGUUUAAUUUUCUUCUAAAGACAGUCUUUUUGGUGUCCUGGCAAAUCAUUUGGAAUGAAGGGAUUUCAAAGAAUACCAAUGUUCUUUGUAAGACCGUGUUUUUAACUUUUGCCUAAAAUAGACUUUCACAAGAAACAAGGUACAUUUUGCAGUUUGCCGAACAUCAUGGAUACCUUUUCUAAAGAUAAUUAUACGCUGCACCUAAGCUAGUAUUAAUUUCCACUUCUGUACAUGCAGUGUUUAUUGUAAUUAAAAUAACAUUAGCAAUGAUCAUUUAUCUAUAAUUAUAAUUGGUUCAUGCAGUGGUACAUUAUGUAAUAGUUAUGUAUUUCAAUUAUAAAGUCUGCUGUCAAAGAUUUCCAUAUGUAGAUAAGAAACAAUCUCCAUUUGACUUCCCAGAUUCAGGAUAUAUUAAUUAAGUGUUCUUGCAUAGCAAGACCACUUAAUGUUAUCUCACAUAUAUAUUAUUCUUAUUAUAGCCAAAUUUACCACCCUAACUCCUCCCACAGUUUUUACACUACAUAGACAGAAAUAUACAGAAACGUGCGGAUUGUUCCCAAUUGGAUUGUUAUUAGUUUGUGGAACGUUUCGCUGAAUGCUUCACGGAAUAUCAUCGUUCUUGUGGUGAAAUUGGUCCCAUAGGAAUGAAUGGCAAAAUGUUCAAAACUAGAGUGGGAGCUGGCAAAAGCUGAAAAAUCAGGACAUGAUUUCUAAACUGCCACCACUCCCUCAUUUUCAAGCCCACCUACACAAAUAGUAUAUCAAAAUGUUCAGCUAUCCCUGCUGCCACUAAAAAUGUCCAUGACUAAGCCAUAGUCCUGAUAGUUUUUACAAUAUGACCAUUUGUUUGCAACUCACGCCGUCCAUUGACAUUCAUUGACACUCCACUCUAGCCAGCUCAAAUUUGAAGGGCAAUUUUUAAACUGCGACUGUGCCUUUAUUGUUAAAGGACCACUAUAGACACCCAGACCACUUCAGCUUAAUGAGGUGGUCUGGGUGCCUGGUCCAUCUAGGGUUAACCCUUUUUUCUAUAAACAUAGCAGUUUCAGAGAAACUGCUAUGUUUAUAAAUGGGUUAAUCCAGCCUCUAGUGGCUGUCUCAUUGACAACCGCUAGAGGGCUUCCGCGUUUCUCACUGUGAAAAUCACAGUGAGAGGACGCCAGCGUCCAUAGGAAAGCAUUGUGAAUGCUUUCCUAUGGACUGGCUGAAUGCGCGCGCAGCUCCUGCCGCGCAUGCGCAUUCAGCCAAAGAGGAGGAGGAGAGCUCCCCGCCCAGUGCUGGAAAAAGAGGUAAGUUUAACCCCUUCCUCUCCAUCCAGUUGGCGGGAGGGGGUCCCUGAGGGUGGGGGCACCCUUAUGGCACUAUAGUGCCAGGAAAACGAGUAUGUUUUCCUGGCACUAUAGUGGUCCUGUAAUAUUUCAGAGACAUACUAUGCAUCAAAAUGUAGGUCUGGGUCUUGUGAUUCUCACAAUAUAAAGCUCUUCACUGUAGGAUUUAUAGUUUUUAAAAUAUGACCGUUUGAAGAUGGCAACUGCCAAAAUACUCUGACCUGUGCCAGGCUGCAGCAGCAAGUGAUGUCAUAGACAGGGCCUUUUGUACACCUGCUAAUGUUUUUAUAAAUGUAUGGUUUAAUGUAACUGUGAAGCACUUUGGGCAACAACGUUGCAAUUAACCCCUUAAGACCGGAGGGCGUACUAUUACGUCCUCUAAUAGGCGGCUCUAAACGCCGCCGGGCGUAAUAGUACGCCCUCCGGUCUUUCUGUACUUACCCGGUCGCCGGCGGUCCCACGCCGGCGAUCGCGGUGGGGGGGACUCCCAGGGAGCCCCCCGCGGCACGACCGUCCUCCAGGAAGCCCCCCGGCCGUGUGAGAGUGGGGUCCAAGCGAGGACCCCACAAUCACAUGGCCGGGGAUAGCUGGCUUCUGUAUUGCCAGCAGGGGGGCUGCCUGUAAUGACAGGUGGUCCCCCUGCUGGCUGAAAAUAAAAAUGAAAUAAAUAAAUAGUGUAAAAAAAUAAAUAUUAUAUACUUAGAUCAUAUAUAUAUAUUAUAUAUAUAUGAUCAAAGUAUAUAUAUACACAUAUACAUACACACAUGUACACUGUCUAGGUGUAUUUUACUAUUAAUAUAUAUAUAAUUAUAUAUAUAUAUUAAUAUCAAAUUACACGUACACUGAUACUGAUUAAAUAUAUAUAUAAUUAUUGUUAUAUAUAUAUUUAUAUAUAUUAUAAAAAAAAUUAAAAUGUAAAUACGCUAAAAAAUAAAAUUACAAAAAUAAUUAAAAAUAAAUAAUUAAAAAAUAUAUAGAUGUGUGUUAUUUCGUUCUAACUGUAUUGUGAAAUUAAUAUAUAUAUAUAUAUAUAAAAAUACACAUAGAACGAAAUAAUAUAUAUAUUUAUACACAUAAAUAUAUACGUAUAUAUCACUAUAUAUAUACCUAUAUAUAAAUAAAAAUAUUUUUUAAAAAUUAUAUAGAUAUAUACAUAUAUAUAUACACAUACGUAUAUAUAUACAUAUAUUGAUUCUACAUAUAUAUUUAUGUAAUAUUUUUACAUAAUUAGGUAUCUUAAUUAAUUACAAUUAGCGGGACCUGCCUGACAACCCAUGCCGAAAGUAAAGGGAAUUUAAUUUGUUAGCACUAUAUUUAACCCUAUAACUUUCCAAGACACCAUAAAACCUGUACAUGGGGGGGUACUGUUCUACUCGGGAGACUUAGCUGAACACAAAUAUUAGUGUUUCAAAACAGUAAAAUGUAUUACAACGAUGAUAUCGCCAGUAAAAGUGACGUUUUUUGCAUUUUUCACGCACAAACAGCAUUAAACGGACAAUAUUAUUGCUAUGAUACUUUUACUGUUUUGAAACACAAAUAUUUGUGUUCAGUGAAGUCUCCCGAGUACAACAGUACCCCUCAUGUACAGGUUUUAUGGUGUUUUCAAAAGUUACAGCGUCAAAUAUAAGGCUUGCGUUUCAUUUUUUUCACAUUAAAAUUCGCCAGAUUGGUUACGUUGCCUUUGAGACCCCAUGGUAGCCCAAGAAUGAAAAUUACCCCUAUGAUGGCAUACCAUUUGCAAUAGUAGACAACCCAAGGUAUUGCAAACAGGGUAUGUCCAGUCUUUUUUAGUAGCCACUUAGUCACAAACACUGGCCAAAAUUGGCGGUUUUUGCAUUUUUCACACAAACAAAUACUAACGCUAACUUUGGCCAGUGUUUGUGACCAAAUGGCUACUAAAAAAGACUGGACAUACCCCAUUUGCAAUACCUUGGGUUGUCUACUAUUGCAAAUGGUAUGCCAUUAUGGGUGUAAAUUUCAUUCCUGGGCUACUAUAAAGUCCCAAAGGCAACGUAACCAAUCUGGCUAAUUUCAAUUUCAAAUGUAACGUGCUAUAUUUGACCCUGUAACUUCCCAAAACGCCAUAAAACCUGUACAUAGGGGGUACUGUUUUACACGUGAGACUUUGCUGAAUACAAAUAUGUGUAUUUUAUUGCAGUAAAAGCAAACAGUAUUAUGACACUGACCGUUUAAUUGUCAUGUAGAACUAAAAAAAUCCAAUAAAAUCGUAUUUUCUCCCAUUUUUUUCAUAUUAAAUUAUGUUUCAUAGCUAAAUAUUUGAUAUUAAAUGAAAGCCCUGUUUCCCCUGAAUAAAAUGAUAUAUAAUAAGGGUGGGUGCAUUUACUAUGAAAGAGGUGUAUUACGGUUGGACAGACAUGUAGCGCAAAUGCCAGGUUUUGUUUACAUUUUGUUUUGUUCACAACGUGUACAUUUGGCUCCGUCCUUAAGGGGUUAAAUGUGUUAUAUAAAUAAAUAAGUUACUCCGCCCACUCCAGUUGUAGAUUACUGGUGGAGGCAAGAAAACUUCACUCAAUUUCCCCAGAAAUUGUAGCUUUUCUAGUAUUAUAUACAUUAUUUGAAUAUAUUUAUAUUCAUGUGACUGACACCGGGGCCUAUGCAUUGAGCAUAGGUAGUUAUGGUGCUCUGAGUGACCAUUUAAAAUGAUUUUAAAUAAGUUAUGCAUCUAAGGAAUUGUUUUUAUUAAACAAUAUUUAUUCAUGCAAAACAGCUUGUGAAGGGAUGUGAUAAAACAAUCGGUUCUAAUUUGCUCUGACUGUAUGUUUCUUGAAGGGUAGUAUUUGCAUUUAAAACAGAGAUAGUAGUGUUUAGAUCAGGAGUUACUCGUUUUAAAUCGUGUUUUUAUAUACAAUAUUUUCUGACUUUGCUUGAAUGUUGGUGGUACACAUAAGGGGUUAGCAUACCUGUACCAUGUAGUCCUGAGCUUUCUAUUGUCUCACCUCUGUUCUGAGCAUAAAUACAUCGUCAGGAAUUGAGCGUUGUUUACAUUUGGAUCUUGUGUCUUCUACCUACAGUGAAGUACAGAAAGCUGUAAACACAGCACAAGGGUUAUUUCAGCGAUGGACGGACCUCCUCCAAGAUCCUUCAACUGCCACCCGAGAAGAGUUGGAUUGGACUACCAACGAACUACGCAACAACUUGAGGAGCAUCGAGUGGGACCUGGAGGACUUGGAUGAAACUAUUAUUAUCCUUUCAAUAGAGUGUCUUCCUUCAAGAUCAAAUUAUGAUGCCAAGUAAAUGUCUUGUUUUAUUGGCUCAACUUCAUAAGACAUAAAAUAAUUUUAGUGGAACCCAAGUACAUUUUAAUACAUUAAUAUAAUAUAAUUGAUAAUAGAGCAUUUCAUAAAAAUGUCAAUCUAAGCCUGUUUAACAGACCUUUUUGCGUCACAAUACUUGUAUCUAAUUGGGACAGAGCCGACAGAAUCUGUGUAGUGUCCCGUGUAUUUGUACCAAUAAUAUCCUGUUAGAGAGAUCUGUUAAAGCAUUCCUGUAGACACAUUAUACCAAACCUUACUUGUGUAGUUGCUCAUUCAUUAAAUGUAUAAUCUGAGCACCAUAAGCACUAAGUUACUCCAAGGAACCUCAAACACAUUCCGUAAAUCAUAUGGACACCUCAAGGUUGGGUGGAUAAUUCGAUAGUUAAGAGUUUGUGUGCUGGUACCCCUGAUUUUUGUCAAGUUAUUGUUUUUCCAGCAGAACUCUCCAUAUAGUUGGAUAGUUGGAGUGUUUAGAUAAGGCUCUGAAAAAACUGUUACUCAGAGCAUCUUCAGAAAAUGCUGCAUUUUGUGUAUCUGGCCACAAUUCAAAAGUAAAUAAAAAUUAACUGCAAGGACCUUGAAAUUCAAAAUUAUUUCUGGGUUGUAUGAACUGUUUCCUUAACAUCUAUUCAUGUAUUGUGGAGUCUAAUCCUCGCAAGUUCAGUCUGGAUCCAGCUGAGAUGAGGCAAAGAAAAGCUUUUAUUAGUGAAACACGGCAGUGUGUAAAGGUGAGUAGUGUUUACAUGGUAUCUGUGCUGUUAACAAUUUACUUGUGAGAAAAUUGAAAUAUUUCAUUUAAGUCAAAAGAAUGACCUUUACUUACUUUUAAAGUGACUGUCACCCAGAAACAUAUGUGGGUGACAUGGACCGCUUCAGAUGGGUAUUAAAGUGGAACUGUAAAAACUUCAAUACGUGGUUACUUACUAAAGUGAGAAUUUAAAGUGAAUUUUAAAUCUAAAGUCAGAAUAGCCAAACUGGAAAUAUGCUUUAAUGAGCAAAGCAGUGAUGGCUAACAUUUAACACCCAGGCUUAGUAUUUGGAAAAUGUGGUCAAGAACAGCUGGAGUGUCAGAGUGCACAAUGGUUAGCCAUCACCGUAGAUGAUGGGACAAAAUAUUCUCUAUUGGCGAGUCUUCUAUUUAGAAAUGUAAAAGGUACCUUAACAGAAUUAAGUUAAGAAUGUGCUUCAAUGAAAAAUAAACAUUUUGGAUAAUGUAUCAAUGCAAACUCAUACUUGUAUGACUAGCUUAAGUCAAUAAAUUAAUUUUUUUUAAAAAGGUUGAGUUGUCACAUCAUUCUUUGUAGCGUAAAAUUGUAAUCUGCAUCAUGAAUCCGACCAAGCAGACCUUUUACAUUCUUUUUGUUUUUUUGUUUUUGUAUUUAACACUAAUUGUAGAUUAUUGUUGCUUUCAAACAGUGAUUGAUUUAUAUAACUUUUUCUUCCAUGUAGGGAAUGAAGGAUCAGAUGACCAGUCCGUCUGUACAAGCUUUGGCUGAGAAAAAAAGCCGGCAGGUAAAGAGGCGCAGCAUUUGUAUUGUUUGCUUCGCUGACGUUUUAGUCUCCUAGGUGAUUUUCCAAGGGUCACCAUUCUAACAGGAGCUGAGUGUUCACUUGCUGUGGUUUCGAGUUACAGUUGUCUGACUCUGAAUUCCGAACCAGUGAACUAACACUGUAUGUAAUGUAAAAUCUAUAGAGACAUUAAACAAUAAGAUUUUUUUUUUUUUUUUUCUUCUUGAAAUAUUUUUUAUGUCUUUGGUAUUUUGGCAGAUGAUAGUAUCAUUGUAUUUAAUGUGAAAAUCAAAUUUAGGGUCAAAAUAGAUGAACUGGAAAAAUUAACUAAGUUAGCUUUGCUUUCACUUCAGCUACUCUGAACAUCACUUGGAAAUCUCACUUUAGUGAAUAACCCUCUUUCUAUGUAUGUUCUGGGUUCUAGAUGUAAUUAAUACCCAACUUAACAAUGUUCAUUUUUGGACCUCUGAAAUAUGAAAGACUGGGUUCACUUUGCCAGGUCUCCGUUGCAGGCAAACUUAUAGAUUUGCUUUAGUGUAAUGUCAACCCUUUCUGCAGCUAAAAGAUCCUUUUUACAUAGUUUACUCACCCUCUCAUUCCUGGCACAAUUUAAUGGCUAACUCUGCAUCGUCCUAUGGCCUUGAGGAAAGGGGAUUCCUAUUUACAUAUAAUAAUUUAAUGAUGAUCAUUGGUACUGUUAUUAUAAGUUACAGUAGAUGAGCUUAUAAACCAUAUAGUUCCAGACAGACAAAUCAAGUUUCCUUAAAUUUUGACUUCUGGCUUACUAAAAGUAAUUUUGUAUUUCAGGUGCUCCUGGGAGAAGGGUCAAAGCAGGGCUGGAACCCAGAAACCAAGAAAUACAAGGGUUUAGAUAAUGACCUUCAGACGGUAAAUUCACAGUUUUUGGAAGGUCAAGUUUCGCAGCAGCAGGUAAGAUGUUAAGACACCAGAGAAUAUUUAUUCUGGGGCAAAGUUCUGAAAAUUGAACGGUCACCACAGAAAUGAUGGAAUGUUCCUGCUGUUUGUUUUACAUUUGGGCCAUAUAAUUGUUCUAAUAAAAGUUCCAAGUGUUAAUGUUAAAAUGGUAAUGGGUUUAUCGGCAAGCUUUUUAGACCUGCAAUUAGCUGGGACUGUCUUUUAGGCAUACAUCCCCCUUUUAAAAGACCCUAAAGUCACCCAGACCAUUUCAGCUCAAUGAAUAGGUGUGGGUGCAGUGAUACUUUAACCCUUUAGUGUAAAACAUUGUCAUUCUAUAAAGAUGAGAAACAUUGGAUGGGAUAAGAUAAUUGGUGACGUUGGUAGGUAUGCUGACAUUGAUGGUGGCAGAGCUGGGGGUUGCAGUGGAGGAGCCUCGGUGCUGGAAACAAGUCAAGUAAUUUUAGGGGAAAUGGACAGUGAUCAGAUCAAUAGAUGUGGAAAAAACAUUUAUUCAGAAAAAGAUUCCUUUUAAAGUGUUGCUGUGCAAAGCAUACAUGCUGUGUUGUUGACUUGUUCUGCAUUCCAUACUCCAGCACUCUAAAUUUUAUUUUUGUCAUAACCUACUCCAUUGCUUACCUGAGGAAAUGUUUGGGAGAGGUCUGGACCAUCUGUUCCUGCAGGCAAUUGCAUAAUCAAGUCAUUCUAUACUGGGUAUUUGAAUACCUUUUCUAUUACACCUUCUUUUAGCUUAUUAUGGAUCAGCAGGAUGAUGAUCUGGAGUUGGUAUCUGGGAGCAUCGGUGUCUUGAAGAAUAUGUCGCAGCGGAUUGGGAAUGAGUUGGAUGAACAAGCAGUGUGAGUGUCCUAGAAAAGUACACAAUUAAAACUCUAAAUUUCCACUUGAAAAUAUUUAUACAGAUUGGGGGCUCUCUUCAGUUUCUUUAGAAGCAGAGGUCAAGUAAAACCUUCCUCUCAUUGGUGGUUGAUGGAUUGUUUUGCAGACCCAGCACUAAAUGCAACCUAUAUCAAAUUGCCAGGGUACAUUUUAUAUUGAUAAUUAUGCAUUACUUAGAUUUGGGUCACAAUUUUCUAGUACGUUUCUUUCUCCCAUGUUGUUUACUCUUCACUGGAGCAUAUAUUUAAUAAAAUUGUAUCCUUUACUGAGAUUCAAGUAUAUAGUUUGCAAGAAGCCUACCUUUUCUUCCCCUAGGAUGCUGGAUGACUUUUCCCAUGAAAUAGAUACAGCUCAGUCUCGAAUGGAUAAUGUCUUAAAGAAACUAGCCAAGGUUUCCCACAUGACGAGUGGUGAGUAGGACUAUAAUGAAGGUUCUAGUGGUGCUUGCAUUGUGCCGCAGGGAACGUGUCAAGAGGGAAAUGUGGUUUAUCAGUGCAUCUGCCUUUUCAAGGUGACAAAGGAAAAUACGUUUAUUUAACUCUGUCAAUAGUUGGCAUACAGGUGUAAAUUCUCACUAUGAAUUGCAUAAAGAAAGGUAGAAAUGCCAUAUCAUUGUAAUACCACGUCUAGCCUAUAUGGUUUUUACCUUGUGAUGUAUCGAAUAGGCCAUAAACUUAGCAGAAGGAGAUUUUUUUUUUUUUUUUUUUUUUUACUGCUGACAUUGCUUAUAUAUUAUAGCCAGUAUAUUCCCCUAUUAGUCUGUUGGCCAGGCAGAUUUUUUUAUUUUUUCGUUCCAAUAUGUUGUGCAGAAUGAAGUCACUCAAAUAUGCUUCUGUGUGUGUAUUCAAGUAGUUUUUCCUUUCACACAUUUGCAGCUAUAAUACAAAAAGGUUGUUUUUUUUUUGUUUUUUGUUUUUUUGUCUGAAUGUGAAAAUGUCUUUCUCAGUAGAGUAAUUCCUACUGAGAAUACACUGCAGAGUGAAGCUCUGAGAAUUGAAAGGAAGCUGUCAGACCAAAAGAGCUAAUUUAAUUGUCUGUCCAUUUGUGUCUAUGCUUUGUCCGGUUUCGAAUAAAUGUAUUAAUUAAAAUUGAUACUUAAAUAGGAUGGCUACCACAGUUGAUGUGCAUGCACUAUCCUGCCACCAAAUGCUUAAUGCAGCAUCCCAUUGUAUGAUACCUUUGAACUUACUGUGCACAUCCAUUGUCUUAGCUAUAUGUAUGUAUUAAUUGCAUACAGCUGUGUUUUGAUAUUUCUUUUACCCAAAACCAGACUCCUGUAGAUGGCUUUUCAGUUUCACCAUAAUUAUUGUGCCAUGGUUGAUGUUUUGUCUCCGUUCAGCACAUUGGCAUCUGCAUUGCUGUUAAGUAUCCUAACGUUAUCAAACUGCCGUUUAAAGGGCAACACACUAAUUUCCUUAGAGAAUAUGAAAAGCAUGUUGCUGUUGGAGAUAAUAGUGUGAUGGGUCACUUAUCCAGUUGUCCUGCAAGAAAUACAAGGCAUUCCACAUUCCUUCUUUUUUCCAUUGUAAUUUCAAAGAAGCUGUCCAGCAUCAGCCCCAUGCACACUUGUGCAAAUGCAGAAACACUUUUAUUAAGUUUAGACAUUUUAUAGACAUUUUCUCUCUCUCUAAAGGACACUCUAGACCUCUAAUCGAAUUUGUUUAUAGUGUGUUGAGUCCACUAGUUCUGUCUCUGGAGUCAAUGUUAACAUUUUCAGAUUUGUUAUCACUAAAUGGUUGUCCCUUGCACCCACAGGAGGUAUGGCUAUGGCAGAGAUUACGCUGUUCUUUAGCCAUACCAAUUCGUACCAGCAAUGGGCAGUUGUGAUACUCAGUCAGCUCACUCUCUCAGCCAAUCACUCUGCCCAUUGCUACUCAGGCCAAUGUUCCUCCAUUAGCCUGUGCAGCACAGAGGGGACUGGCUGCCAGGGACUCUCAUUUUAAUCUCGAUACUUUAUCCAGUUCAAUUAGAUGAAGUGUAUACAAUGCUUAGCAUGGCCCUUUAACUACCGAUUAUUAUUAAUUAGAAGUGAUGCACACCAUAUACUUUUCCUUACAAAAAUAAUGUAAGCACAAUAUUCUAGUUGGUUAAAGCGUUACUCCAAGCACUAUGAUCACUUCACAGAUUUGAAAUCUGUAUGUGCAAGUGUUUCAUGUGAAAUGCAGCACUUGCAGAGUUCUGUCUGCCCGCACCUCCCACGCCUCACCCUUCUGUCAGUCUCUCCAUUGGCUUACUAUAAGAUAAUUUAAAAUUCUGGUUCUUGCUUUCAAAUCUCUACAUAAUGCUACUCCCACCUAUCUAUCCUCCAUUAUACACAAGUAUGUCCUGUCUAGGCCCUUACGAUCUGCUGAAGACUUACGUCUAUCUUCUGUCCGUACUCCCACCUUUGAUGCUCGCCUUCAAGAUUUCUCGAGGGCUGCACCGUUCCUGUGGAACUCGCUUCCCUCCUCCGUUAAAUGCUCACCCAGUCUCCACUCCUUCAAAAAAUCGUUAAAAACACACUUCUUCAUAAAAGCGUAUCAAUUAAACUGUUAAUAGUUCCUGACUGAUUCCUCUUCUGCAACUGUCACUAGUCUAACACUAUCCUUACCUUUUUGUGUCACUUUACCCCACUCCCUCUAGCAUGCAAGCUCAUUGAGCAGGGCCCUCAACCCCUCUGUUCCUGUGUGUCCAACUUGUCUGGUUACAACUACAUGUCUGUUCGUCCACCCAUUGUAAAGCGCUGCGGAAUUUGAUGGCGCUAUAUAAAUGGCAUAAUAAUAAUAUAUCUGCUGCCAGAAUAGCUUCACUUUUGGCAGUGUCAUUGCGGCGUCAUCAUCAGACCUGGAACAAGAGUUCCCUAAAUAGUGUAACCUCUACUGCUGAAUCUGAAGGUUCCACUUCCUUCCUUCCCUCACUACUUAUUUCUUCCUGUGAUGUGCUUCCUGAAUAACAGGUGCAUACUUUUGGGGACUCACUGGGAAAUCACCAAAUUUAUUUUGAGGAGUAUGAACUGAUCACCUUGAUCUUCUUUACAAAUGUUAAACAGUGAUAAUUUGUAUCAGUUGUGCCUAAUUCCCCAUUACACCAUAGUUCAUCCUCAUUGUUUUUUUCUUUGAAUUGAUUGUCAAAAAAAACCACAUGUUUUUUAUUGAGUUUUUUGUAAAUAAUUUUCAUGCUAGAUUUUUUAACUGAUUUUCCUUUAGAGAGCUUUAGAGAGAGAACCUUUAUUGCAGGUACUAAGGCAUUUGCUAUUCUCAAGGUAUUUUACACUUCACUUUCAUAAACCUACAUAGUUCCCCCUUUCACAGCAAUGUAGACCAUGUGUGGCUGAAUUGUAUUGACAUUGAUCAGGUUUAUGUAAACUAGAGUAAUUCAUAAACCCAGGUCUGUGAGGGAUCUGUUAAUUUGUAAUUCUGAUAACUAUGCCUUUUAUUAUAUGUAGAUUGCAUUGUGUGCUUCUGUGAAAUGUAACCAUUGUCAAUGUGUCCUUUGCAGAUCGACGGCAGUGGUGUGCUAUCAUUAUCCUGCUGGCACUACUAUUGGUAGUACUCAUCCUGUUUUUUACAUUGUGA
Pelobates cultripes (western spadefoot toad) is the source of this 13262-nucleotide messenger RNA. The record is from the annotation of a GenBank genome assembly. NCBI's taxonomy places the organism in Eukaryota, Metazoa, Chordata, Amphibia, Anura, Pelobatidae.